UGCUUAUUCAACGAGCAUUUCUAAAGCUUUUGCAAAACCAACAAGGAAUGGAAAAUAAAAAAACUCUUUUCUAGCAAGAAAGAAUCUUCCAUGAACGGAUACAUUCUCAUUUGAUUUGACAGUCCGAUUUUUUAAAUUAUAACUAUCCAUAAAACCCUUGCAACACUUCUUUUGUUGUCAAAAGGAUAUCCCUCUUUGUCAAAAAGCUUUUCCAUAUUAUUUAUUCAAGAAAAACAUAAUUUACAAAGAAAGAACAUAAAUUGUCUCUCAGUAAUCUCCCUGCCAAAAAAAAAAUGCCACUUGUAGGGCUUACUGGUCCUGUAUGCAGUGGUAAGGACACUUUAGUAGAAUUUUUAGUUACAGAACUUGGUUUCAAACCUAUUGAGCGAGUAUACAAGGCGGAUGAACGAACCGACAUUGUUUACCAAAUCGACAAUAAAAUACUAGUAGGAGUCAAUGCUCUAAUAGACUAUGUAACCCAGCAUUGGCGAAGCCGUUUUGUCAUAAAUGGAAUUCCUUCUACUCAACUUCUUAAUGGGAUCUUAAAACGACCCUUUUUCCUUCUUGUUUACGUUGAUGCUCCUGUUCUUACUCGCUUUCGUCGGUACACAAGUUACCCUCAUUUAAAAAAUACUACUCUCGAGCAAUUUUGUGCCAUUCAAGAUGAAGCAGCCUUCAAGAGCGAUAAUAGCGUCAAUCGUCAGCGGUCUCUGGCUCAUGUCCAUAUCAACAACGACGCUUUUGACAAACCCAUCUUAUGGGAUAAAUUAAGAUGCGCAGAUGUAAUGAACAAUGACAGAUUCCGACCCUCUUGGGAUAGUUACUUUAUGCAGAUGGCCGGUUUAGCUGCUAUGAGAAGCAACUGCAUGAAGCGGCGUGUUGGCUGUGUUCUUGUUCGUGAUAAUCGCAUUAUUGCUACCGGUUAUAAUGGAACCCCUAGAGGGAUUAAAAACUGUAAUGACGGCGGCUGCCCUCGUUGUAACUCUGCUCAGUCUUGUGGUACUGACUUACAUACGUGCUUGUGUCUUCACGCAGAGGAAAAUGCUCUAUUAGAAGCUGGACGUGAACGUAUUGGAUCCAAUGGUAUUCUGUAUUGUGACACAUGUCCCUGUCUAACUUGCUCGGUGAAAAUUGCUCAAGUUGGCAUUAGCGAAGUUGUUUACAGCAUGUCUUACAGUAUGGAUACCCACAGCGCAUCGAUACUUGAAAAAGGUGGUGUCCGUUUACGACAGUUUGUGCCGCCCGAGAACAAUGUCUUUUGAUGCUUUGCUUGUAAGAGCUAGUCGAGUCAUAUUUCUUAAGUCCAUUUACAAGAUUCAUCUUGCUGUAUCACAACGAUCUAUCAAUCUUUAAGCUUUUUCAAUCGUUACAAAUUUUUUAAAUAAAAUAGAUAUCCCCAAAAAUAAACUGUUUCC
Messenger RNA from Schizosaccharomyces cryophilus OY26, 1415 nucleotides. RefSeq names its product deoxycytidylate deaminase. The transcript has 4 exons. The coding region runs from base 294 to 1262 and encodes 322 amino acids. Lineage: Eukaryota; Fungi; Ascomycota; Schizosaccharomycetes; Schizosaccharomycetales; Schizosaccharomycetaceae. The record is from RefSeq and is a predicted model, not a curated record. Gene Ontology annotation, molecular function: zinc ion binding; hydrolase activity.